AUGGGUUUUAGUUAUGAUAUUGCUGUGGAUCCAGAUGGGAUGGCAGGAGGUUUAUGUCUUUGGUGGGAUGACAGAGUCAAGAUAGAGGUGAGCGGAAAAUCCAAAAAUCUUAUUGACACCAGGGUGGAAUUUGUAGCAACAGGAGCAAAGUUCAGAGCCACUUGGAUUUAUGGGACGCCCUGCCGGGAGGAAAAAGAGGUUUUCUGGGAUUGGUUAGGAACAACUCUACAAUCUAUGGUGAUACCAUGGAUGUGUACUGGUGAUUUUAACAAAAUUUUAUGGGCGUUUGAAAAAAAGGGUGGGCGGGCUUUUGAUAACAGAAGAAGGAGAUAUUUACACGAAUUCAUGGAUAAGAUGCAGCUUAUGGAUUUGGGGUAUCAAGGACAAGCUUUCACUUGGAGUGGUAAACGAGCUGAUGGUGUGCUCAUCCAAGAGAGGCUAGACAGGGGCUAG
This is a messenger RNA of Prunus armeniaca (apricot), 453 nucleotides long. The record is from the annotation of a GenBank genome assembly. NCBI's taxonomy places the organism in Eukaryota, Viridiplantae, Streptophyta, Magnoliopsida, Rosales, Rosaceae.